Messenger RNA from Cooperia oncophora, 336 nucleotides. The record is from the annotation of a GenBank genome assembly. NCBI's taxonomy places the organism in Eukaryota, Metazoa, Nematoda, Chromadorea, Rhabditida, Trichostrongylidae.
AUGGCUACAGUAGAGAAGCCGGGUCCUUCAUCAUCGAAACCUUCGAUAGAUUUUAACGAGCGCUUCAGGAAACUUCAUCAGCUUAGACAACAAUCGCGGAAAGCGAAUCAUGAACAAGUGGUAGAGGAAGACAGAAAGAAGAAGCUCCCAGCCAAUUUUGAGGCGAAGAAGGCUCGUGAAGAAUGGGAGCUACAAGAAAUGGAGGAGCGAAAGAAAGCCGAGGAAGACAACUUGGACUAUGAGCGUUUAAAAGCACUGAAUACCCCUGCCGACGUUGCAGCAAGAAUCGAAAUGAAACGGAAGCGGAAGAAGAAUCCUGACCAAGGAUUUUCCAGU